Molecule: messenger RNA, 3173 nt
Organism: Colossoma macropomum (tambaqui)
Lineage: Eukaryota; Metazoa; Chordata; Actinopteri; Characiformes; Serrasalmidae
Product: cell cycle control protein 50A-like
Exons: 7
Coding region: 253-1359 (368 amino acids)
Biological process (GO): phospholipid translocation
Cellular component (GO): plasma membrane; Golgi apparatus; endoplasmic reticulum
Source: RefSeq, a predicted model, not a curated record
GUCAUCACGCACGGACAUACCGCUGUCAAAACUUCCGUGAAGAAGCGCCUGAGCUUCAGGAUCACAAACCUGAAAAUACACCACAUAACAACAGCUCGGUUCUCCUCAGAAGAGCUCAGGAAGGAGACGGAGGGUUAUAGAAGCCGUAUGUGAUAUUGAUAGAGGUAGAGAUUAGGUUUAGAGUCGCGGACGGCUGCUUUUUCGGGCUGAAUUAGAACAGCUAGGCUAGGACAAGUUGCCUUUACCUCUCCGAUGGCGUCCAGCUACAGCGCUAAGGAGGAGGACGGACACCGGGCCGGGGCUGCAGGCCCCGGGGGAAGCGCCAACAGGAGCAGAAAGCCCGACAACACAGCUUUUAAGCAGCAGCGUCUUCCGGCCUGGCAGCCCAUCCUGACCGCGGGGACCGUGCUGCCCGCUUUCUUCAUCAUCGGCCUCAUCUUCAUCCCCAUCGGCAUUGGCCUGUUCGUCACCUCCAACAACAUCAGGGAGUUCGAGAUCGAUUACACUGGGACAGACGUGUGGAGUCCGUGCUACAAUUGCUCUCAGAGCAACAGCUGGAACAGCACAACACCGUGCACGUGUACACUGAACUUCUCUCUUGAUCAGCCCUUUGAGGGCAAUGUGUUUAUGUACUAUGGCCUGUCAAAUUUCUACCAAAACCAUCGUCGCUAUGUUAAAUCCAGAGAUGACAGCCAGUUGAAUGGAGACCUCUCAUCACUGAAGGACCCCAGUAAAGAAUGUGAGCCGUAUCGCACAAAUGAAAACAAGCCCAUUGCCCCAUGUGGAGCAAUUGCUAACAGCAUGUUUAAUGACACAUUGGAAUUGUUUUACAUCGAUCCCAAUGAAACCCGAACCCAGAUUCCACUGAUGAAGAAGGGUAUUGCAUGGUGGACGGAUAAGCAUGUGAAAUUCAGGAACCCUGGUGGCAGCAACGCGAACCUGACAGCUGUUUUCCAAGGCACCACAAAGCCAGUCAACUGGCGCAAGCCAGUCUAUGAGCUGGACACUGACCCAGAGAACAACGGCUUCAUCAAUGAAGACUUCAUUGUUUGGAUGCGCACAGCUGCCCUGCCCACUUUCAGGAAACUCUACCGCAUUAUCCAGAAGAAGAACAACAUGACGCCCACGCUACCCAGGGGCAACUACACGCUGGAAGUCACGUACAAUUAUCCCGUGCGCAGCUUUGAGGGCCGUAAGCGUAUGAUCCUGAGCACCAUCUCGUGGAUGGGAGGAAAGAACCCUUUCCUGGGCAUCGCUUACAUGACCGUGGGCUCCAUCUGCUUUGUCCUGGGAGUGGUGCUGCUCUUCAUCCACCACAAAUACGGAAACCGCAACAACAGCUCCGACAUUCCAAACUAACUUGUCUCUGCCCUCUGCAUCCCUCCACAUGCAUGGUGAAGGCCAACCGCUUAGAGUCCGAGCAUGUCUCAGUGUGUUGUAUGUGUAUUUGAAUAGUGUGCUUGUAGUCGCAGAGAUGCCUGGCAGCACUUCGGAGGGUAAUGCACAGGCUCUGUUUGAAUGAGACGGCGAAACCACAUAUCUGAUUCUAUAUUUAUUUUUGAAGGUUAUACAGAAGUUCUGAUGUAAGUUAAGAUGUAUGUUUUACUCUGUGAUCUCUCUGUGGCUCUGGGGCUCAUAUCUGAUGGCUAUGCUUCAACUGAAAUGUAUAUAUUUGAAUACAGGCAAGCGUAGCGUUACACUUUUACUUGAGAAUUGCUUUUAAACCGGAUGAAUGUAUAUGAGCUUUAAUUAUCUAAGUCCAAUUCUUGCCUAAAUCUCGCUGCCUAAAGAAAGUAACAUAUAAUACAAUAUACAAUGUUGAGAAUAGUUCUACAAGGUGUGUGACUACUAGUUACCUUCACUUACAACGAUUUUUCUCUUUUUUUAAACCUAAAGCUGGUCCAACAAUUAAUUUCCAAUGCUAAUUCACCACUGGUUUUGCAGUUUAGUCCAGGAAAUCACCCCGCAAAGGUUUCAGUAAUUUUAAGGGAUUUGUUCAUGUUAGGUCUCCAAACAGUUCAAAAAAAUCCAUGUUGCUCACAGAUUCAGGGGCAUUUCACAAAGCAGGAUUACUCAAGUUACCCAGAUAACUUAAACCAAAGCUCAAGUCUGUCCUGUAGAAGAAAAUGAGUAUUCCUGUCAGACAGUCCUCACUUUUGGCUCUGUUUAUCCAGCUAAACAGAGAAAUCGUUUGUGAAAAAUCUCACAGGUCUGUUUGAGCAUUGAUUUCACUCAGAUGUUCAGAUCUGUAGUUCGCAUUAUUCAAAUGUACAUGGCUUUUAGUUUUGUUUCUUUCUUUUGUUUCUUUCUUUUUAAUACGGUUUUGGGAGAUUUGUUGUGGUUUUAGGUUUUUAUCUGUGUCAGAGGUCAUCCUGUCCAUACUGUGUCCAACUGUUGCAGUCGUGUGCAGAAGUUUGGGAGCCCCGGUCAAUUUAAAUAUUUUGUUCAUUUUUAAAAAAAAAAGUAAACACCUCCUCUACUGAGAACACACUUCUGCACAUUUCAAUGUAGUUUAUUUGCUGAAUUAGACAUAUCAGGAAAUAAAUAAGAUGCAAAAUGUGGCCUGUGCAAAAGUUACUAUUAUUUUUGUUUCCCAGCAUAAAAUAAAUUCAGCAAAUAAAUUGAAAUAAACUUGUGCGCUAAAAUUUGCUUAUAGAUGCCAUAUUUAAAUGUCCUCCCUACGGAGCCCUGCUGGCGACAUCGCGUAAAAAUAAAAAUAAUGCGUGGCCACGCCAUAUUAAUGUGUGGGAACAAGAUCCCAGUGUGUGUCCAUGACUUAGUAAAGUGUAGGAAUGAGGCUCUAAUGCAUGGCUAUGCUGGAUUAAUGUGUGGGAACAAGAUCCUAAUUCGUGGCCACGACUUAGUAAGGCAUGGGAACGAGACAGUUAAGUUGAGACCAUGCCUUAAGCUGCAGUCAAUUUGGAAAAAGAUAAUUAAGUUGUAUCAUUUUUAUUUAUAUGGGAUGUCCCCAGCAGGCCUCUGUAGCUCUCUGUAGAGGAUGUGUUAACAAUGUCACAAACAUGUCAUUUGACCAGCGGUGUUCAAACUUUUGCAUACGACUGUAUUUGCACUUUAGAUUUGCCAUUGCUUUUAUAAGUCAUUUAUUUUGUUCUCUUUAACGAAGAUGUUUGUCUUUUGUUUCUGAAGAAAUAAAGGUUAAUAUUAGACCCAAA